This is a messenger RNA of Entrophospora sp. SA101, 965 nucleotides long. NCBI's taxonomy places the organism in Eukaryota, Fungi, Glomeromycota, Glomeromycetes, Entrophosporales, Entrophosporaceae. The record is from the annotation of a GenBank genome assembly.
GUCAAUGGGGGAAUGGAUUAGCUUUAACAGGCUUUGCUUAUUUAGUAAUAUUUGAUGCCAUGGGAAUAUUCACAAUUUUUAUUUCAACAGUUUUAAUUACUUAUAGAUCGUUAAGAGAACCAACAAUUAAAAAUCCUUUUGGAGUUCAAAGAUAUGAAAUAUUAUUUGGAUUUAUAAAUAUUUUAUAUUUAUUAUUUGUUGCCUUAUAUAUAUUAAAAGAAGGCUUAGAACAUCUAUUACUGGAGACAAGUGAGGAACAUUAUGAUCAUAAUUUUGUAUUUCCAUUAUAUUGGGUUAUAUUAGCACUUGGAGUAACUUUAAUAUCAGCAAUUAAUUAUCGAAAUCACAAAGGAUUUUUGUUGAUAUGUGGAAUAAGUGUAAUUAUAGUUGGAAAACUUAUGGAAAAAAAGUACUAUAAACGAUGGUUGGAUAAAGUUGUAUCAAUAAUAGAAUCAAUGCUUAUGUUUUAUUUAGCUUGUCCUAUUGCAACAUCAUUAGGAAAAAUACUAUUACAAACAACUCCUGAUUCAAUAUCAAUGUAUUUAGAAGAUUAUUUGAGAGAGGCAAAUGAACAAAUUGUGUUAAAACAUGUAUAUCAAAAAUUAAGUCCUUUAUUAGUUAAUCAUAAUAAUGGCGAAAAGGAAGGUCAUAUUCUUGAUGAUGAACUUUUUGGUGUUUGUGAAAUGUUUCAAUCAACAGUAAAAAAAAACAAAGAUGUAAAAGAACAAGGCUUACCUCAAAUUCCUGAAUAUGCAGAAGAUUCUAGCAAUUCAAUAGCUACUAGAUAUGAACGCGGAGAAUUAUUGUGUGAAUCAAUUGAUCAUGUGUAUUCAGAACUUAAAAAACUUAAAUUGAAUAAUAGAGAAGAUUUGAUGAUUCGUAAACCAAAAAGUUUAUAUGAAUCAGCAUAUGGUCCAGGCGAAGGAAAAUAUAAAGGAACGAACGAAAUAGAAUCUACGGUUUAA